Colias croceus (clouded yellow) is the source of this 703-nucleotide messenger RNA. RefSeq lists its product as uncharacterized. The record is from RefSeq and is a predicted model, not a curated record. NCBI's taxonomy places the organism in Eukaryota, Metazoa, Arthropoda, Insecta, Lepidoptera, Pieridae. The transcript has a single exon. Bases 33 to 677 code for a protein of 214 amino acids.
GAUUGCGCAUAAGCAGAAAUAAAACAGAGUACAUGGAAUGCAUCUAUAACCCUAACACUAGACAUCGUAGCACUAUAAGUCUUCAAGGAAAACCGCUUAACAAGGUAUCACAAUUUAAAUAUCUGGGGUCCAUGAUAUCAUCGGAUGCCAAUAUUGAUGCUGACGUUACACAUCGAAUCAAUGUGGCUUGGCAGAAAUGGAGGAGUCUGACGGGAGUAUUAUGUGAUCCAAAGAUGCCAAUAAAGACCAAAGGAAAAGUCUACAAGACCGCAGUUAGACCAGCUCUAAUGUAUGGCUCCGAGUGCUGGGCAAUCAAAAAAGCUCAAGAGCAAAGAGUUCAUGUAAAUGAAAUGAAAAUGCUUAGAUGGGCGGCCGGCGUAACUAGACUUGAUAAAGUGCGCAAUGAGUACAUCAGAGGAAGUUUCAAGGUCGCUCCCAUCUCAGAGAAACUCACUGAACAGCGUCUAAGAUGGUAUGGACACGUAAUGAGGCGUGAAGAAAACCACGUAGUAAGGAGGGCACUAAACUUGCCAAAUAGAAGACGGGGUCUGGGACGUCCCCCCGCCACCUGGUGGUCUACCAUAUCAAAAGACAUGGAGAGAGCCCAAUUGAACAAACAGACAACCCAGGAUAGACCAUCCUGGCGCAUGAGAACGAGGAGAGCCGACCCCAAAUAAAGGGAUAAGGCAAAGGAAGAAGAAGA